UUUAACUGCGCAACUCUGGCGGCAGAGGCCUCACCAGGAUCGGCGUCAGUGCGAACCCUGCAGCGUUGUUUUCCCGGCACCCUAGAACACUCGACCGGCAAACCUCGACAUGGCCAACUCAGUGCUCCUACUUCUCGUCCUGGCAGCCACCGCCCAUCAAGGAUUGGCUAUCAAGUGCUACCAAUGCUCCUCAAAGAGCAACAACGAAUGCCUCAACCCAUCUAUGAUGGGAGACUUGAAGCCAGUCGAGUGCACCCCUAGCAUGCAGUGGACGUCCAAGCAGCUUAACGACGUUCUCCCGUCUGGAGUCAACAAGUUUUUGGAUAGUGUGACCUCGUCCAUUGGCUCAAUUGCUUCUAACGCCCCCAUUGAAAUGGUCUGCAUGAAGACCAAUAUCAAAGCUGGUGAAGAAACCGUGGUUAUGCGCAACUGUGCUGCCGCUCUCACCUUGAAUGAUGGCUCUCCUAAGGGCUCAGGGGUGUGCGAGCAAGUGAAGAAGGCCGCUGAUGGCAAGGCCGAGUACUGCGGGGUGUGCGACAGUGACGGUUGCAACACCGCCACCGCCCUAAAAUCUUUCGGGUUCACACUCCUCGCACCUAUUGUGGCUAUUUUCUACAAGUUUGCUUAAAAGUUUCGUAAUUAAAAUUUGCGACCAAUAACAAAUACAAAAAUCUGCCUAUCACGAUUAUUUUCUAGGUGCUGAUUAGAAAAAUAUAUUAGUGUAUUAAUAACAACUUACGAUUUCACUUAACGAUUUUUCGGAUUUUUAUGGGUAUGAUGUAUUCAAUUUUUAUAUGCAAAUUUUUAUUCAAUCUCAGAUAUUUACUUUUGAUAAUUAUUUCGUUUUAGAUUCCUCGACGUUUGCUAAAAGCUACUCAAGGAAUGUGAAAUCUGCGGAAAUUAUACAUAACGCAGCGUAUUUUCUGAAUCUCGAAUUAUUUACCAAUGCACACAUUUUGAUGCUAAUCAAUUCAAAAGGCUUGGAGAACCACUUAAAGUAGUAUUAAUUAAAACUGCUAAAUUUAAAUCCUCUAUAAUAUACAGGUAUUGAAAUGACACAUAAUAGCCACUUGCAGUUCAAGUGUUAGUGUAACAAAGAGGAGGUUGACAGCCACCAAUUAUAAAUCAUUUUAAGCGUUUAACCUCAUUUUCUUGUGCACUGCAAUAAGAACAAAGAAUUGUGAGAGGAGGAGAAAAGAAUGUUGAAUAAAGAGAGCUGAAAUUUAUCUUCUCACAAAAUAA
Molecule: messenger RNA, 1242 nt
Organism: Cloeon dipterum
Lineage: Eukaryota; Metazoa; Arthropoda; Insecta; Ephemeroptera; Baetidae
Exons: 3
Coding region: 110-628 (172 amino acids)
Biological process (GO): positive regulation of voltage-gated potassium channel activity; sleep; regulation of synaptic transmission, cholinergic
Source: RefSeq, a predicted model, not a curated record